This is a messenger RNA of Salvia splendens (bonfire salvia), 1057 nucleotides long. RefSeq names its product probable esterase PIR7A. The record is from RefSeq and is a predicted model, not a curated record. Gene Ontology annotation, biological process: jasmonic acid metabolic process; salicylic acid metabolic process. NCBI's taxonomy places the organism in Eukaryota, Viridiplantae, Streptophyta, Magnoliopsida, Lamiales, Lamiaceae. The coding region runs from base 139 to 936 and encodes 265 amino acids. The transcript has 3 exons. Gene Ontology annotation, molecular function: methyl jasmonate esterase activity; methyl indole-3-acetate esterase activity; methyl salicylate esterase activity.
AGUGGAUGUGGAGGGGCCGCCGUCUUGUCUUCACAUAGAAAUUGUCCGCCUUUGUUAUCAUCAACACUUUUGUAAUUGUCUUUUUGAGACCAAUUAAUACAGUAGUGGCUGAUGCCAAAUUCCAAGUGAAGGAAGCAAAUGGAAGAGACGAAGAAUCAUAAUCAGUUGGUGCUGGUUCACGGCGCGUGCCACGGGGCGUGGUGCUGGUACAAGGUGGCGACCGAGCUGAGAUCGCAGGGCCACCGCGUCACUGUGCUUGACAUGGCAGCUGCCGGAGCUGACCCGAAGCGUGUGGAGGAGCUGAGCUCCAUAUCCGACUACUGCCGCCCCCUCAUGGAGUUCAUGGCGGCGCUUCCACCCGAGGAGAGGGUGGUUCUUGUUGGCCACAGCUUGGGCGGCGUUGGCAUAUCUCUGGCCAUGGAAAAGUUCCCCCGUCAAGUUUCCGUUGCUGUCUUCGUGACAGCCUUCAUGCCCGGCCCCGACGUCUCCCUCUUGGCUCUCGUCGCCGAGUAUGAGAAGCAGUUGGAUUCUUAUAUGGACACUGAGUUCCGGUUCAACAACGGGCAAGACAAGCCGCCGACGUCCAUGCAGUUUGGGCCGGACUACAUGGCCACCCACCUCUACAACCUCUCUCCUCCUCGUGAUCUGACCCUGGCAACCUUAUUGAUGAGGCCGAUAGGGCUCUACGACGAGGCGGAUUUGGCAAACGAAGUGGCUCUCACUAAACAAAACUAUGGUUCGGUUCGUCGCGUGUUCGUGGUGUGCGAGGAGGAUAUGGUCCUGAAGAAGGAGUUCCAGGAGUGGAUGAUUGGCAACAAUCCUGUUGAUGAGGUGAACAUCAUAUCUGGGGCUGAUCAUAUGCCAAUGUUCUCCAAAUCACAGCAGCUAUCUGCCCUUUUGCACCAUAUACCUCUCAAAUACCAUCACAUUUCCUAGCUUUAGUUCCUUAUGCUGAACACUUGUUUACAUAACAUUGCCAUUGCUUUGGCUGUGAUUUUUAUUACUAUUGUUACGUGAUAUCUUCUACAAUUAUAUGAGUAGUUGGACCAGUCGUAUA